Molecule: messenger RNA, 2349 nt
Organism: Teleopsis dalmanni
Lineage: Eukaryota; Metazoa; Arthropoda; Insecta; Diptera; Diopsidae
Exons: 1
Coding region: 1-2349 (782 amino acids)
Biological process (GO): DNA integration
Molecular function (GO): nucleic acid binding
Source: RefSeq, a predicted model, not a curated record
AUGCUUGCGGGCUUAGAUUGCGCAGCUGCUUACAUCGACGAUAUCUUUGUCUCAGGUAGAAACCAACAAGAGCAUGACAACAACUUACAUGAAGUUCUACAACGUAUUUAUCAAUACGGGUUUAAACUCAAGAUCGCAAAAUGCAAUUUUUCAGUUCCUGAAAUUGCUUACUUGGGAUAUAUUGUCAGUAAAGACGGCAUUCGCCCAGAUCCAAAAAACAUUGAAGCAAUCAAGACAAUGCCUGCUCCAACCAAUCAAUCCGAACUUAGAUCACUCUUAGGUGCUAUCAAUUUUUAUGGAAAAUUCAUAAAUCACAUGCGCAAAUACCGAGGACCAUUAGGCGAACUACUUCAAAACAACAAGCAGUGGCAAUGGACGGAACUUCAUCAACGCUGUUUGGAUGGUUUCAAGCAAAUUUUGUCAUCAGAGUUAUUAUUAGCGCAUUACGAUCCACUAAAAAACAUAGUAGUCGCUGCAGAUGCAUCUAACUAUGGGCUCGGAGCUUGCAUUUUUCAUGAAGCUGACGACGGUUCAAUGAAAGUAAUAUGUCAUGCGUCCAGAUCACUAACGCCCACAGAAAAACAAUAUAGCCAAAUAGAAAAAGAAGCUCUUGCGCUUAUUUUCGCGGUUACGAAAUUUCACAGAAUGGUUUUUGGGAGAAGAUUCAAACUUCAAACAGAUCAUAAGCCUCUUCUAGCUAUAUUUGGUGAUAAAACGGGAAUUAAGGUGCAUCAAGCAAAUAGACUUCAACGUUGGGCAAUUAAACUGAUUGCAUACGACUUCGAAUUAAAGUUUAUUUCAACUAACAGUUUUGGGUAUGCAGACGUUUUAUCACGACUCAUACAUAAUACAAUCAAUCCUUCAGAAGACUAUGUCAUCGCUGCAGUAGAGUUUGAAAUUGAAAGUAAACAAAUUUUACAUAACUCACUUGAUAAGCUGCCGCUUACCAGCAAAAUGAUUACUUACGAAACAGCUAAGGACAAGGUUUUAGCUAAAAUUCUCGAAUAUGUAACUGAAGGAUGGCCAUCAAACUGCAACAACAGUGAGUUAAAAGCUUACUUUAACCGAAAAAACGACAUAUGUAUAGUUGACGGAUGUUUAAUGCUCGGACAACGCAUUAUUAUACCUCAAAUUUUCCGAAAGCGCAUUCUUAAAGAAAUUCACCGAGGUCAUCAAGGCAUAGGUCGUACUAAAGCCAUCGCGCGGAACUACGUUUAUUGGUCAAAUAUCGAUUACGAUAUUGAAGCAAUGGUGAAAAGUUGUUCAAAUUGUGCCGCAGCAGCUAAAAUGCCCACAAAAACAACUUUACAUCCUUGGCCAAAACCUUCUGAUUCUUGGGAACGGCUCCAUAUUGAUUAUGCAGGACCAAUAGAUUCAUACUACUAUUUGGUCGUAAUCGAUGCGUUCUCAAAAUGGCCAGAAAUUAUACAAACAAAAUCUAUAACAGCAACUCAAACAAUUUCCAGCUUGAAAGAAAUUUUCGCUAGAUUUGGGUUACCGAAGACAAUAGUUUCAGACAAUGGUACUCAAUUUGUGAGUCACCAAUUUCAAGAGUUUUUAGCGGAAAACGGCAUUAGUCAUAUACGAAGCAGUCCGUACUAUCCCAUGUCAAAUGGACAAGCCGAAAGGUUUGUGGAUACUUUAAAGCGAGCACUCAAAAAGUUAAAUGGGAAGGGGGUAACUGCUGAAAAUCUUCAAACAUUUCUACAGGUUUACCGAUCAACUCCGAAUAAGCAAAAUGAGGACAGUAAAUCGCCAGCUGAAGUUUUACUAAAAAGAAAUAUCCGUAUUAAACUUGACUUAAUUAAACCAACGCUGGUGUCUUUACCAGACCCAAAUGCCAAGUUUAAAAACAAGUGCGAUACACAACUCAAAAUGAAAGCGCAAUUUGACAAAAGGCACGGUGCAAAGCCAAAGUUUUACGAAAAACAAGAGCUCGUUUAUGUCAAUAUAUUUAAAAACAAACACUUUGAAUGGACAAAAGGAAAAAUAAUCGAACGCAUAGGUAACGUCAUUUAUAAUGUUCGCUUACAAAAUGGCAAACUUAUUCGUGCACAUGCCAAUCAAAUUCGUGACCGUAAAGAUCAAGAAAAUGAGUUAUCUUUAGAAAUAUGUACUUCCGAAGAUAUCGCCAACGAAAAGUGUUUAGUUGAUGCAUUUGGCCUCUACGAAACAACACCUAAAGAUGUGGUCGAAAUAACUAACAACAACAUGGUUUCGACUCCAGAUCAAUCUUUCAACGAAGUAACCGAGAUUGCAAUCCCUCAAACUGAGAAGCACAAUGAGGCAGUUGUUCCGUAUACCCGACCAAGGCGUACUAGACAUCCUGUUGACCGUUAUAGACCCUAG